This is a messenger RNA of Medicago truncatula (barrel medic), 3039 nucleotides long. RefSeq names its product TMV resistance protein N. The coding region runs from base 34 to 3039 and encodes 1001 amino acids. Gene Ontology annotation, molecular function: ADP binding; ATP hydrolysis activity. NCBI's taxonomy places the organism in Eukaryota, Viridiplantae, Streptophyta, Magnoliopsida, Fabales, Fabaceae. The transcript is spliced from 4 exons. The record is from RefSeq and is a predicted model, not a curated record. Gene Ontology annotation, biological process: defense response; signal transduction.
AAUCAGUUUACUCAAUUCUUACAUCAUAUUAUCAUGACACAAGCUUCAUUGUCUGUCUCUUCUAGCUUCACCUAUGAUGUUUUCAUCAGUUUUAGAGGAAUAGAUACCCGCAACACUUUCACUGGUAACCUCUACAAUUCUCUUGAUCAAAAGGGUAUUCACACUUUCCUUGAUGAAGAAGAAAUUCAAAAAGGAGAACAAAUAACACGAGCACUUUUUCAAGCAAUUCAACAAUCUAGGAUUUUCAUUGUUGUUUUCUCUAACAACUAUGCUUCCUCAACUUUUUGUUUGAAUGAACUUGCCGUGAUCCUUGAGUGUUCCAACACACAUGGACGCUUGCUUUUGCCCGUUUUUUAUGAUGUCGAACCAUCACAAGUUCGCCACCAAAGUGGUGCUUAUGGUGAUGCUUUGAAAAAACAUGAGGAGAGGUUUAGUGAUGAUAAGGAUAAGGUGCAAAAAUGGAGGGAUGCUUUAUGUCAAGCUGCUAAUGUUUCUGGCUGGCAUUUCCAACAUGGGUCACAAUCAGAAUACAAAUUUAUUGGAAAUAUCGUUGAGGAAGUCACUAAGAAGAUCAAUCGCACUCCUUUACAUGUUGCUGAUAACCCAGUUGGGCUAGAUUAUCCAGUGUUAGAUGUGGCAUCUCUUCUAGGGAUCGGAUCUGAUGAGGGAGCCAACAUGGUUGGCAUUUAUGGAACCGGCGGUGUAGGAAAAUCAACAUUGGCUCGUGCUGUGUAUAAUAACCAACUUUCUGAUCAAUUUGAUGGUGUGUGUUUUCUUGCUGAUAUAAGAGAAAGUACAAUUAAACAUGGUCUUGUGCAACUCCAAGAAACACUACUUUCUGAAAUACUUUGUGAGAAGGAUAUUAGAGUGGGUAAUGUUAACAGAGGAAUUUCAAUCAUAAAGAGGAGGCUCCAAAGCAAAAAGGUACUUUUGGUUCUUGAUGAUAUUGACAAAGCGAAGCAGAUACAAGUACUUGCAGGUGGACAUGAUUGGUUUGGCUCCGGCAGCAAGAUCAUAAUCACUACAAGAGACAAACAUUUGUUGGCUAUUAAUGGGAUUCUAAGUUUAUAUGAGGUUAAACAGUUAAAUAAUAAAAAAUCUCUUGAGUUGUUUAACUGGUAUGCCUUUAAAAACAACAAUGUUGAUCCAUGUUAUGGCGAUAUCUCAAAACGUGCAGUUUCUUAUGCUGGUGGCCUUCCGUUGGCUUUGGAGGUCAUAGGUUCUCAUUUGUGUGGAAGAAGUUUGUGUGCAUGGAAAGAUGCAUUAGAUAAAUAUGAAGAAAUUCCUCAUGAAGAUAUUCAUGAAACUCUUAAAGUUAGCUAUAAUGAUUUGGAUGAAAAAGACAAGGGUAUUUUUCUUGACAUCGCUUGUUUCUUCAACUCUUAUGAAAUGAGCUAUGUCAAAGAAAUGCUAUACCUACAUGGUUUUAAAGCAGAAAAUGGAAUUGAAGUGCUAACUGACAAAUCCCUCAUGAAAAUUGAUGAUGGCGGUUGUGUGAGAAUGCAUGACUUAGUUCAAGACAUGGGCAGAGAAAUUGUGAGGCAGGAAUCAACUUUGGAGCCUGGCAAACGCAGUAGAUUAUGGUUUCAUGACGACAUAAUUCAUGUUUUGGAAGAAAAUACGGGCACUGAUACAAUUGAGGUCAUAAUCAUCAACUUGUGCAAUGACAAAGAAGUGCGUUGGAGUGGAAAAGCAUUCAAGAAGAUGAAAAACCUAAAAAUUCUUAUAAUUAGAAGUGCACGAUUUUCUAAAGAUCCUCAAAAACUACCAAAUAGUUUGAGAGUUUUAGACUGGAGUGGAUAUCCAUCACAAUCUUUGCCAAGUGAUUUCAAUCCUAAGAAUCUUAUGAUACUUAGCCUACAUGAAAGUUGCCUUAUAUCGUUCAAACCGAUCAAGGCGUUUGAGUCCUUGAGCUUUCUGGAUUUUGAUGGAUGCAAGUUAUUGACUGAGCUACCUAGCUUAUCUGGACUAGUAAAUUUGUGGGCACUGUGUCUUGACGAUUGCACUAAUUUAAUCACGAUUCAUAACUCGGUUGGUUUUCUCAAUAAACUUGUGUUAUUGAGUACUCAAAGAUGCACCCAGCUAGAACUUUUGGUGCCCACCAUCAAUCUGCCAUCUCUAGAGACUCUUGAUAUGAGGGGUUGCUCGCGUCUCAAGAGCUUCCCUGAAGUAUUGGGCGUAAUGAAGAAUAUAAGAGAUGUUUAUUUAGACCAGACUUCCAUAGAUAAAUUGCCAUUUUCAAUUCAAAAGCUCGUUGGCCUCCGACGAUUGUUCUUGAGGGAAUGCUUGAGCCUAACUCAGCUACCGGAUAGUAUUCGUACAUUGCCUAAACUUGAGAUAACAAUGGCUUAUGGUUGUAGAGGAUUUCAAUUGUUUGAGGAUAAAGAAAAAGUGGGUUCAAAAAUGUUUCCAAAUGCCAUGCUUGUUUAUAAAGAAGGAAGUCCGGAAUUGCUUGAUAUGUCCUCUCUUAACAUCUGCCCUGAUAAUGCCAUAGAAGUAUUUAGUACUUCAACUCUUGGUAUUAAUGUUGAUUUCAUGAGCAAAGGGAUUCUUGAAGGGAGAGGAAAUUGGUAUCAACAUGAAAGCGACAAAUCAUCCUUACGUUUUUGGUUUCAAAAUAAAUUCCCCAGGAUAACUCUGUGUUGUGCUGUAGAACCUCCUGUGUGUAAAGACAAUAUGUUGUUGGAUUUCAAGUUAAGUGUUCUCAUCAAUGGCACUGAGCAAUUCACUUCUUCAUGCAACUACAUAUUUUCUGCUGAAAAAAUAAUUCUUCUGUGUGACUUAGUGUGCAAAGUGGAAAGAUCAUAUUUAGAGCAUGAAUGGAAUCAAGUAGAUAUUUUAUAUGAGUUUAAAUAUCCUAUGACAAGGACAGCAUCAAGAAAUCCAAGUUGGUCCUUCAUUUAUGCCUAUGAAGAUAACAAAGUGGGUGUCAAAUUUCUGUCCCAGUUUGUGGAAGGGGAAGAGACGUGCAGAAGAUUCACAACAUAUAUUUGGUUUUCUCGCGUCGCAAGGUUUGUUUGUGAACUGAGAAAUGGUUAA